AUAUAGUAUAUUGUAACGGUCAUCCGUAUGGUCACACUGUUUUCAGGUUCUUGCGUUUGUUUGGCUUUUUCAUCCGAUCUUGAAUUUUGAAAAUAAUAAAGAUGGGUCGCAACAAGGCAAACACCAAGAAGGUGGCUCCUGGGGCCGCCAAGCCAAAGACUCCUCUGAACAAGUCCAAAAAGGCCAAGAAUGUGUUCAAAGUGGGCGACGGUAACAAGGGCAAGGGAAAGAAACCCAAGGAAGUGCAGGGCAAGCUCAAGCAGAUUAAAGAAUCUGUCAAAGCCAAGCAGGAGAAGGUGGACGCCAGCCUGAAGACUCUGCACAAGGAUCUGGUGGUGAAGAAGCCAAAGGCCCCAGUGGCACCCAUCAAGAACAACAAGAAGAAGGGGGCCAAUGCUCAGAAAGUCUCCGACACACUAGGCAAACUCAAGUUCUAAGCAACUCCGCCGGAGACCAUGUUUUACGUAUAGAUACAAAUACGUAUUACAUCUAGAUGUAGGUAGUCCCCAUUAAUUGUUGAAGACUUUGGUCCUAUGUUGCCACUACAUGUUGGCAAGUUAUUAUACAAAAUAUACGAUGACUAUUCGGACAGUGAUGGAAAGUGCUCAGCUAGGUAGAGAUCAUGUAGCCAAAUACCUGUUGACCUUUAGUGCUACUAUAAAUUCAGACUUUCAUUCCGUUAACAAUCUGAAAUACCUGAUAAAUAUAAUACCCAAAGAAUAGGCUUGAAAUAUAAUAGUUAAUCCCCAUUUAUUUUUAUAAAUAUCGUGCAAUUCUUACCUUUUGGGUAUUGACUUACGAGUGCACUUUAUUUUACCUAGUUGAUAUAGUGGUUAUAUAUUGAAUCCUUCCUAGGAAUGGGUGGCUCUCCAUCACUGUGCUAUGACAGCCUAGACAACCACA
This is a messenger RNA of Drosophila yakuba, 903 nucleotides long. RefSeq lists its product as uncharacterized. The transcript is spliced from 3 exons. The record is from RefSeq and is a predicted model, not a curated record. The coding region runs from base 102 to 437 and encodes 111 amino acids. NCBI's taxonomy places the organism in Eukaryota, Metazoa, Arthropoda, Insecta, Diptera, Drosophilidae.